AUGCAUGUCCUGUUUGGCCGGAUUUUCGUGGGCGCCAUGACGGGCAGUAUUCUUCUGUUAGAAGUACUGAAGGCAGGAGCGACAAGGACUCAGACGAGGGCUACUUUCCUCGUGAACGAGUCUGACUCCGUUUGGGAUCUUGAGCUCACUGGCUCUUGGGAUAUUCAAGAAAGCAUUAAAGAUGAUCGUGUGUCAGUGACUGGCAGCCGACUCAGCGAAGACCAGAUGCAUCGCAUCUACGCAGUGGAGGUGAAGACUGCAUCAGUGCCACACUUUACUCAGAGCCUGAGGGAUAAUCUGGAAGCAAUUCCUGACCCUGUAGACCGGACGAGGGAGAGAGCUAUGAUUCUCUCAAACAGCCAGCAGUACGUCGACAUCGGGCUGGAAGGAAAUGGAUGGUUCAAACAUGCCGGCAUUCUAAAGCCAUCAGUCCUCACCGUUUCCACAAAGGGGGUCAGCCUUCGCGAGCUGACCACCAAGGUGCUUCAGAAGGCCAUGGCAUCCGUCAAAAAGAAGACGGGCGCGAAUUGGACAACAAUCGUUGAGGAUGGCGUAUUUCACAUCGGAGCCCACUACAAGGGUGGGCAACCUUCAAAUCUGCCGCAGAACCACUACCACCUAAUGUCGCCAUCGCCAAUCACUGACAGUCAGAUAGCCGCCAUUAGAGAGGCCCUGCAACCUUGGCAUGCCGGACCAGGGAACAAGCCUGCCAAGAAGAUAAAGUAG
Messenger RNA from Symbiodinium pilosum, 726 nucleotides. Lineage: Eukaryota; Dinophyceae; Suessiales; Symbiodiniaceae. The record is from the annotation of a GenBank genome assembly.